Frankliniella occidentalis (western flower thrips) is the source of this 1907-nucleotide messenger RNA. RefSeq lists its product as uncharacterized. The transcript is spliced from 2 exons. The coding region runs from base 121 to 1062 and encodes 313 amino acids. The record is from RefSeq and is a predicted model, not a curated record. NCBI's taxonomy places the organism in Eukaryota, Metazoa, Arthropoda, Insecta, Thysanoptera, Thripidae.
GAAGCAGGCGGGAAAGUGUUUCAUCGAGUCGGUGGAUUAGCGUGGUUCAGAGUAAACGAAGGAAAUAUUUGUGAUAAUUUUAGUUGAAUUUCUUUAUUUAAUCUAAGCCACGCUACUGCCAUGAACUUUCAUUCUCAAAUAAACCAGUUGACAAACGUUGCGGGCAGGGCUAUAUCUGCCGAGGAGCUGCAGAGACUCAUUUCAUUGGGGAAGUUCACCAUCAUCAACACUAAGCGUGCCCCUUCCAUGAUGCCAUCCCAAGUUGUUCCUCAUCAAUCCAACCCAAUAGUUGAACUUCAAAGCUCUCAAGAUUCUAAGGUGCAUUGGCCUGAUCCUUUAACCGCCAAGCUUCUGGACAUUGCCGUUCCAGAAAUGUCCAGGAACAAGUCCACUUCCGCCAAGUUCUGGAACACCGUAGCCUCAGAGGUUGGAGGAGGAAUGAAUGGUGUUCACUGCAGGACCAAGUACUUCAAUUUGGAUAGGACCCGUAAGGCUAAGAAAACAAGGGCAGCAGCCUCAGGUGGUGUGCCGAAAAAUUAUACUGCCAUGGAGCAGUACAUGGAGGAUCUUCUUCAUCAACAAGAAGUUCCCAGAGAGAUUCCUGACGACCAGGUUGCUCAUUGUGGCAGCUCCCUCACUGCUCCUCCUGAUGGUGACAAUGUGGAAGACCAAGAAAACACGCCCCAGUUACAGACCCCAGUUAGGAAACCAUACAGUAAACUACCAAAGCAGACCCAUGGAAGUGGAUCCAAGCAGGCGUCUUCGAGGAACACGCUUAUGUCGCAGUGGCUGAGGUGCAUGAAACAAGUAGAUGAGCGCCACGCACUGCGUAUGAAGGGUGAGCAGCAGAAAAUUGAUCUGAUGGGGAAGUUGCACAAGUUGAAGGAAGACAAGUUAAAAAGAGAGGAUGAGAGAAUCAAGAUAGAAAAACUGAAACUCCAGCGAAAGGAAGCAAGAGACAAACGUAAAGAAGAGCAAAUGAGGCGACUCAUUGAACUUGAAGAGGACAGAAUGAAACUACUCUACGAAAUGAAAGUGGCAGUAGAGCAGCGUACUUUUUAGAAUUAAUCUUAUCUUAAUUUUUGUAGUGUGCACAAUAUGCUGUAGAAAUUUAUCCUGUCUUUUUUUCCAUUUGUAUCAACAAGUAUUGUUAUGUGUCGUUCACUUAUUUUUAGGUAAGUACAGCAACCCAGCCCAAGUGUGAAAGGGAUAUCACUCGUGUUCAGUCUUAAUGGAACAUGCAGUGACAUCCUUCUCACAGGGGUUUAAGGGUGUGACUGUUGCUGUGUGUUCCAUUAAGAUUGACUUUUGUGAUAUUUAUUGACGAACCUGGCGCUGUGAUGUUUGUUUUGUAGAAACAAUUUAUUUACUUAGUAUUAAGUAUUGUUACUUUUUAUCUGUGGCCAAAAAGUGUUGUGAAUCAUUUUAGGUAAGCACAGCAACCCAGCCCAAGUGUGAAAGGGAUAUUACUCGUGUUCAGUCUUAAUGGAACAUGCAGUGACAUCCUUCUCACAUGGGUUUAAGGGUGUGACUGUUGCUGUGUGUUCCAUUAAGACUGACUAUUGUUAUAUUUUUUGAUGGACCUGGCGCUGUGAUGUUUGUUUUGUAGAAAUGGUUUAUUUACUUUGCAUUAAGUGUUGUUACUUUUUAUCUGUGGCCAAAAAGUGUUGUGAAUCAUUAUAAGUAAGCACAGCAACCCAGCCCAAGUGUGAAAGGGAUAUCACUCGUGUUCAGUCUUAAUGGAACAUGCAGUGACAUCCUUCUCACAGGGGUUUAAGGGUGUGACUGUUGCUGUGUGUUCCAUUAAGACUGACUAUUGUGAUAUUUAUUGACAAACCUGGCGCUGUGAUGUAAGGUAUUGACAGGGAUCUUUGGGUAAAAUUUUUAAUAAAACAUUUGACUUGAAA